AAUCGCCAUGCGCCACGUGCCAUCCCAGCCAUCCCAGCCAUCCCAUGGGUCCCAUGGGUCCCAUGGCCCUAUGGCGAUGGGCAAGGUGGAGCUCGGCCCAGAAACUUGGGCUGCAGCCGCUGUGCUGACACUGGCUUUGAUCUUCGUAUGGCCACUGAGGUUUCAAAUGCUUCUCUCCCUUGCAUUGGGCCUUUGCCUGAUGUCUUUGGAGGCGGCCUGUGCUCGCAAGGAGGCCGAGUGGAAGGAGAUUGAGGGACAGAGAAAGAAAGUGGAACAGCUGGUGGAAGAGUCGAAGGAGGAGUGCGCAGCUCUCUACCAGCAGAUCCAGGAUGCUGAUUGUAACCUGAUCCGGGCCACUCGCCAGUGGUGGAGGGCUGCGGGCGAAAGCGUGGGGCUGGCAGCGAGUCGUGCUCCGGUGACUGGGCGGUUGCCUGGGAGCCGCCAAGUGGAGAAGCUGCGACAAGCAGCAAAGGUGCUCCUCUUGUGCUUCCAAUGGACGUCUUCCCCUGGGCCAUGGCCCAGUGCUCCUGCGUGCAAGACUCCCGAUAGGCGCUAUUCUUCGGGAUCAACGUCGCCACUACAGGCUCGAGCCAUCUUCGAAACCUUGCGCGAAGCGGACAGCGUCGAGACGCUCUGAAAAGCU
Molecule: messenger RNA, 643 nt
Organism: Cladocopium goreaui
Lineage: Eukaryota; Dinophyceae; Suessiales; Symbiodiniaceae
Source: the annotation of a GenBank genome assembly